Molecule: messenger RNA, 1959 nt
Organism: Lentinula edodes (shiitake mushroom)
Lineage: Eukaryota; Fungi; Basidiomycota; Agaricomycetes; Agaricales; Omphalotaceae
Product: exonuclease V a 5' deoxyribonuclease-domain-containing protein
Exons: 7
Coding region: 47-1882 (611 amino acids)
Biological process (GO): interstrand cross-link repair
Cellular component (GO): mitochondrion; nucleus
Molecular function (GO): single-stranded DNA 5'-3' DNA exonuclease activity
Source: RefSeq, a predicted model, not a curated record
GCGCUCUCGUCGCUCCUCGUUUUCCCCACGACUUCGAAAAGUUCAAAUGGUAGAUGCCACUAAUGUUGAAGACGAAUAUGACUUGUUCGAUGACUUCUCUGACCUGACAGAAGAACAACUUGCACAAAUUGACGCCGCUACCUCUUCCGCAUCGGCAUCAACUCCAAAGAGUAUCCCUCACGUACAAGUUGAGCUGGAAGGAACCGAUAUCUCGACCGAGACGUGCAAUGACCCCAACGGUGAUACUCAUAGGCCAAACGAAUCCGAGCGGGUUUCCCCUUUGCAGCAAUUCCGCAAGAACAAUAUCCUUUCUGUGACCGACCUAGUCUCACCUUCAUGGUGUGAAGUGCAAUUUGAUUAUGGGCUGCGACAACUGCGACAUCGGAAACUCAAGGAUCGACCAGCAUCUUUUGUAACAGACCAAGGGAAAGAGAUUAUCGUUGACAAGGGUGUAGCAGCGAAAUCUGACGCCACAAAGAAGAAAGGAGUGUCUGUGCACAAGAGAUUGGAACGAGAGAUCCGACCGGAAGAGAUCAAAGUACAAGUCACUACCGAAGAAGAAAGGUGGGGACUGCGGUAUAAUAAUUUCCCAGCAUCUGUUCUUCAAAUAUUCAAACUAAUAUCUCUAUCUAGAAUGAUAAAUAUGAUUGAUUGUAUCGACUCUCUAUUGUUGUUAGGUUGCGCUCGUGAAACACCUGUAUUUGGCCUUAUAGAGGGAAAUAUAGUUGUGGGGAUUAUUGACGAGAUCACCUUUUCGCAAGCAUCACCUUCGUCUCCUAAUCACGACAAGAAGCGCGGAUUUCAAUCUUCGCCAUCCACCCCUCAAAAGCCCAAACGAACUCGUCGGUCUCCUUCCCCCUCUCAGUCUCGAAUCACGUCAUUCUUGUCUCCUGCCAAGGCCUCCAUCACUCUUUCCACUUUGGAUCCACCAUCUUCAUCUAGUAACCAUCACAGUCCACCUACUCUUCACUUGAUCGAUACCAAAACUCGACGAACAAAUUCGUUACCUGGAGACGAAGACACACUGCCCUCUCGCUUUCAGCUUAUGCUCUAUCAUCGCAUGCUAACAAAACUUAUGGCUACAACGGACGCUUUCGAUUUUUCCUCCUUCUGGCAGAAACUGAAACUUGAUGAUGUCGCAUCAUUUUCUCAUACGUUUCUUGCCCAAACUUUACUGACAUCAGAAACAAACUGUCUUCACCAUCUUACUGAUCUGUGGCAUAUUGCAGUAUCUCGAUUGAACGGGGCAAAGAUUGAUUCCACUCUUCAACUAGUUUAUCGCUUGCAACCAAAUCGACAACGAAGUUUUCGAAAGAGUCAGAAAGGAUCAUUCACCUCUUCACGGGAGGAAAUUGAAAUUGCAAAAGCAAUUGAGGACAGUAUGCGAGACUUUCAACUUAAAUCGAAGGACGAGCAACAACUCGCCCAAGCCCUGGCUCAUAGUGUGACUGAUCCAGAAGUGGGUAGCUCGGUGACCGAACAGGAGAAGAAUCUUGUCGAUGAUCCUGAGCUGCUGUGGGCGUUAGAGCAGUCGUUGUUAACGCGUCUUAAUGACAACGGACUCGAUUCCACUGCUCAGUCCCAGGACAUUCAGAGACCAUCACCUAUAGACAAUGCCACGCAGCAUCAAUCGUUUGGUAAUCAUCACUCUGAUAUCAUUGGAACAAAGGAAUUCGAGUUUGACGCUAAGUGUCUUGACGAAUAUCUGGAAGACAUCUUGAAGUGGUGGAAUGGGGACCGCAAACCCCGAGGUGUCUCUCUAGAACAGUCGGGACGGUGUUUCUCUUGUGAGUACCGUUUUGGAUGUGAAUGGCGCGAGAAGAAGGCCAGAGAAGUAGAGGAGGGAUUGAAACUUCGGAGGCAACAGAAAGACGUCAUUUGACCGCGCACAAUACUGUUAUCUAUAACCACAGUCUACUCGAUAUUUAAUUAUUCGUAUUUAUCUGGAUUAGCAGCGCG